CUCCGAGGGCUCCAUUUCCGGCUCCGAUCCUAAAAUCGAAUUUCGUAUAUCGAUGAUAUAUCAAUUGCUCAAUCGCCAAUUAGGUUUUAUCGCCAGAUCGUUUCUCAGAUUUCUCGAGAAAUUUGUAUCGAGAACCAUGGGCUGUUUCUUUGGAUGUUUUCGCGUCAGAGGCGAUACUUCUCGCUCUCAAUUCGUCUCCGCUGCUUCCACUCGCUCUAAAUCCACUGAUCGUGUUGUAUCGCGUAAUCGUUUAUCCUCUCUAUUCCUUGAUGAAGAGAAAGGAGGCUCUCGAUUUAGUGAAUGCGAAAAUGUUGGUUUCGAGUCUCCACAGAUUCGAAGGGGUCUCAGAGAUGAGGCUAACUUCCUUAAAGCAUGUGGUACUAUACUGGAGACUCCUAUAGAAAUUCGCAAAGCAUCUGAGAAGCUAAAGCAUUCACCUUCUUUUGAAGGUGAUUCAGAACAACCAAAGUUCCAUACCUGGCUUCCAAACACAUCUAUUAAGAAACUUCUGUCAGAGAGGCCAACUGGUCAACCCUCUUCUACAAUCAAACUCUAUGAAGAGAGGGAACUGAGUUUUUCAGAACAGACGCUCAGCAGCAGUAUUUCCAAUGCUGGAACCUGUGGAAGGAUCUCUAACUGUGCUGCAGAAGGAAAUGAAGAAACAAGUAUGGAUGCACCCCAAGUCAAGACUCAAACUAGUCAGACUGAUAAUGUUAAAACAUCAAUCUCUCCGUGGCCUCCAGCUACAAACAUUCAUGGCAAGACAAAGUCUGUGCGUUUUGAAUGUGAUGAUGCAUCUCCCUCUAUAGGUUCUUCACAUGAAGAUGCUAGCCAGGGUUCUAAGAAUUCAGUGUCACCUGGUAAACAAAGUGUAAUAAAACCCUAUCCCCACCCCACACCAUUAAAACUUUCAGAUGAAAUGCAGACACCUGGAACUGUUUAUCCCACAAAUGUCGAAGCCAUAGAAAAUGGAAAGACUCGUAUAAGGUCUCAAUUUGUUUAUUCAGUAUUGAACCCAGUAGAGGAUGCCUCUCAAUGGAAGGUACUGAAGGAUGAGCAGAUUGGUUCCAAAGAAAUGCUAGGUGAUUUAAGAGACUCUUUUGAGCAACUGGUUAUUGCCACUCCUGAGCCAGAAGUUGGGGUAAAAAAAGAAACAUCAAUUAGUGGGAAGGUGUUGAAUGUCGAAGCAAGUUUGUCUUCUUGGCUGAAGCCACAACCAAACACUCAUAAUGAGAACAAUCAAAAUCUUUGGGCUGCUUCAAGCAAUGUCCCUCAAUUUUGCAGAACUGGAGACAGGCCCAUCAUUGGGAUGGUUGCUGCUCACUGGAAUGAGAAUGAACGUUCCCAUAUCUCGCACAAGUGGUGGGAUGGGAAUGGAAUCCCAAAUUCAACCACUAAGUAUAAGGAGGAUCAAAAAGUCAGUUGGCAUGCAACACCAUUUGAAGAGAGAUUAGAAAAGGCUUUAUCUGAAGAGAGUUUAAUCACUCAAAGGAAGCAUGCUUACAAGACUCCAUUGGUUUUUGAUGAGGCGGAUGAAGCUGAUACUGCUAUUUCUCUUCUGCAACCUUCUGCGCAUUCAAAAUCGGUUGUUUCGGUCUGAUGCAUUGGGAAUUGCGUUUCCUUGUAUAGUUGGAUUGGCAAUUGAUAGCCUAUGAUGCAGUUUACUUGAUUCUCAAAAAAUGAAAUGCCGUGGCAGGUUCAGGUUGCCCUUCGGUUGUGUGCUCAGCAGCCUGUGACUGUUAAUACAAAGUUCUGGCAUUUGAGCUACUGCUAGGAUGAUUUGUCAUUGAUUUGGUGAUAAACUUCCUUAAACAUGGAUAAAUAUAAUGUCCAGUCUAUU
Messenger RNA from Rubroshorea leprosula, 1840 nucleotides. Lineage: Eukaryota; Viridiplantae; Streptophyta; Magnoliopsida; Malvales; Dipterocarpaceae. The record is from the annotation of a GenBank genome assembly.